Messenger RNA from Acaulospora colombiana, 253 nucleotides. NCBI's taxonomy places the organism in Eukaryota, Fungi, Glomeromycota, Glomeromycetes, Diversisporales, Acaulosporaceae. The record is from the annotation of a GenBank genome assembly.
AUGACUGCCCUGGAGACCAGACGCUUGUUGAACUCAGUGAAUAUGAGGACUGAUAGUCAAUACCAUCUUCUUUACGCCAUGCCACACGGAGGCACAUCACGUGACCUCCUCCUUUGCCCCGUGGGUGUUGCGCCAGGAACGAUAGCCGGUACAUCUAGAAGUGAUUAUGUUAUAUUUCCCACAUAUUUUUCGGGAUUUAGAGCCAGUAUUAAAGCCAUAACUGUGUCCGAGCGUGCUGGUAGUCAAUCUAAUA